Cokeromyces recurvatus is the source of this 676-nucleotide messenger RNA. Its product is annotated as putative phosphate transporter. The record is from RefSeq and is a predicted model, not a curated record. Bases 38 to 628 code for a protein of 196 amino acids. NCBI's taxonomy places the organism in Eukaryota, Fungi, Mucoromycota, Mucoromycetes, Mucorales, Mucoraceae. The transcript has 3 exons. Gene Ontology annotation, biological process: protein targeting to ER. Gene Ontology annotation, cellular component: endoplasmic reticulum; mitochondrion.
UUUUUUUUUUUUUUUUCUUCCUGACUUAAAAUUAACAAUGCCCAACUGGACCAAGAUUUUGAACCAUCCCUUAUUUAACAUGGGAUUCUUUUUACUUGUUCGUCAAGUUACAAAAACCAUGGACUUGGAUAAUCCCGAAUAUAGAAGCAUGAUGCGUGGUCUUUAUUUGGGAUCACAAAUUCUCAUUUUUGUCUUGUCUUUGUAUCUCAUGUCUGUCAUUCGUAAAAAGAAUGAUACAACAUCUUUGCGUUACGUUGAACCAGGAAGUCAGCAAUGGGAUGGAACAGAAACGACAGAUAAGUUGAUCAAUACAACUAAUAUGGAUUAUGAUAUUGAAGAAGUCAAGAAACAAAUGAAACAGGGCUUUACUAAUAUCGCUAUUAUUGCUUUCCUUCAUCUUAAAUUUGGUUAUGUUCAACCUUUAAUCAUUCAAAGUAUUUUGGGUUUCAAGACCUUCUUCAUGUCUAAAGAAGCUCGUAUUCAUUUCUUUCAUGGUAAAACUACCAGUGGUGAACUUCGUCGUCCUUUCCGUAUUGAAGCACCUUUCAAUAUGAUUAAUGAAAAACGUCAACCAAAGACAGACAAAGGUUCUAUUAAACGCGCUGAAAAAGCCCUUAAGGCUCAAUAAAGUAUUUUAUUUUAUUUUUUUAUUUAGUUAAUUUCUUUUUACGAGAAU